AUGGCGGAGUUUUUCAUUUCAACAAAUGUAUCAAGUUUUUCAUUCUGUGGACGUGAACUGGAAUUGGAAUACUGGACGUAUAUUUCUUUACCAGUCUCGCUAUCAAUAAUAGUAAUGUUCUCCCUUCUGGAGGCUAGAGUGAGUCUGUGGCCAAACUGCUGUAAUCGGAGACCAGGCAUCCCAUAUCCAGUAAAUCUAGUGGAUUCUUAUGACGAUCGUUGGUCUUUUUCAAGCGCCUUUGCUGUAAUGUCAACCAGUAUCUUACUCCUAUUCAGCGGACAGUGGGUCUACAACCCAAAUAUCGAUUAUAUACCCAAUAUGCUUAGAGGAACAGUGAGCAUCUUCAUCGGGUUAGCGAAUGUCUUAUUGAUAUGUGCGAUAUUCUAUCCAUUGUUAAUCUGUCUAAGAACGCAACACAAAGUCAUUGGAAAUAUCGUCGGGUUACUAUUCAAUACAGCAUGGAUGACGUAUUAUCUCAUGAUAAUGUUGUUCUGCCAAAACAUCGAAAUUCUUGCAGAUAGGACGACCAUUGCUAUAACAGUACCAGUGUUUAUUGGUUACAUGUUCUUAGAGAUACGUUUUGGCAAUGGGCUUUACGAGCAACUAAAAAAGGCAACAUGCAAGGUAAAGUCACUUACGUUAACUCCAAAUGUUAAAGAUGACUUUAAGAAGACACACUACUACGAGAGAGUCAAAUAUUUACUGACUCCAUUCAAAGAAGAGGGAGAAGUGAGUUUCUCAGUCCGACUCAGAAGAAAGCUUUACUCUGAUGCUCCUGGUUUCAGAUAUUCAGCAAGAGUUAUCUGCACAGUGGUACUAGCGACGUUAACUACGUACCAGGUUGGUCUUCUAUACUUGACGAAUUUGUACACCCUUUGGACGUAUCCAGCUAUUGCACUUGAUGAUAAAGGAAUACUGUAUCAAUCUUUUGCUGUGUUUAAUGCUACAGAGUUCAUCAUUGAGGCUAGAGAAUUCUUCAAAAUCGCUGAAGAUACGUUCUGGGCAUCUUGUUAUUUUGCCAUCCCUCUGUCAAUACUGUACAAUCUACACAUGCCGCUAUGUUACAGAGAACACACCUUAAAGUUGUGGAGAGGAAACCGAGACUUCUGUCCUAAAGAGAAGUUCCAUUUACCAUCUUUAGUGGUGGCAAAUCUUCGCUUUUCUGGAUAUGCGAUCGGAUUUUCAGCAUGGGGGUUUCUCAUAACCCAAGUCGUAUCCUGGCUCGUACUGUUCUUCGUUGUGUAUUUUAUAAUUUAUCAACUUCAGAAAACUGAUGAAGAAUUAACAUGGCUUCUCAAAUGUUUCGAGGGAUACUGGUUAACGUUCGUAACGGGGAUCGUGUUUUACUACGUCCAAGUUGCUCUGGCUCAUAUUGCUUUCUUACAAAAAGAGAAAGAAAAGAGAAGGCAUAAAGUCCAUUUGAGCCUCAACAAUAGGCGAAUGUUUCAUGUUGUAGUUUACGUGACUUUAUUUGUGAACGUCAUAGUUGGGUUAGUGUCUUGUUUGAUGAGGAUCGUCAAGGCUGUUAUCUUUGGUGUACUCUUCAUCGGGAGAAUCGAUCGAUCGACCCUUAUGAGAGGCUGGGAGUUAUGGGACCCAGGUUUUAAAUCUUACAUGGGUUUUCUGGAGCUAGAGGUUGCCCAUACACAUCCAGUUCUUGUAACAUUCUGUCAUUUUCUGUGGAAAUCAGUCGGGAAGGACAUGGCAGAAGAAAAAGCAUCUAUUGCGUUUUGGAGAAAAGUACAAACCAAGAAAGGUAAUGUUCACCAUGUGUACUUUACUUGUAUAAAUCAAGUUUUAAACCACAAAGGGAAAGUGACUGGAAGAGGGUGCCGUCAAAAGCCUCGCUGGCCACGUAAUAAAUGGUUUGUAGCAAUCACCUUAAUGCGUAAUCGUUCCUUAACCAUUGCGAGAAUGAGAAUUGCUCCAGAGUUACUUCAAGUCAAGCAAGAUAUUGAGAAGGAAAGACGAGCAAAACAGACUGGAGCCGUCUCCACAACAGUCAUUUCAAAUGGAUCAAACUCGACACUCGAUGCAGAGGGAAGCAAGACUCUUGCUCAAGACGUCAAGGAUACAGACAGCAUGUCUAUCCUUGUCAGUGUCUUUACUAAUCAAGCCGAUGUAAUGACAAACCCAUUGGAGCACUCUUCACGCAAAGUUGGUGUUGAUAUAACAGCAUUACAUGCCCAGUUCAACUCCAUGAAUGACGUCAUAACGUCAUAG
This is a messenger RNA of Asterias rubens (European starfish), 2223 nucleotides long. Its product is annotated as stimulated by retinoic acid gene 6 protein-like. Gene Ontology annotation, cellular component: plasma membrane. Gene Ontology annotation, biological process: vitamin A import into cell. Gene Ontology annotation, molecular function: retinol transmembrane transporter activity; signaling receptor activity. The record is from RefSeq and is a predicted model, not a curated record. The coding region runs from base 1 to 2223 and encodes 740 amino acids. The transcript is spliced from 20 exons. Lineage: Eukaryota; Metazoa; Echinodermata; Asteroidea; Forcipulatida; Asteriidae.